Molecule: messenger RNA, 2409 nt
Organism: Fomitopsis serialis
Lineage: Eukaryota; Fungi; Basidiomycota; Agaricomycetes; Polyporales; Fomitopsidaceae
Product: VTC domain-containing protein
Exons: 17
Coding region: 1-2409 (802 amino acids)
Cellular component (GO): vacuolar transporter chaperone complex; fungal-type vacuole membrane
Source: RefSeq, a predicted model, not a curated record
AUGAAGUUUGGCCGCAAAAUCAGCAAUGACCUCUAUAACGAGUGGAGACCGUUCUACAUCAACUACAACCUACUCAAGAGAGAGCUGAAGGCGAGGCGCUCUCUGCGACAUCAUUCAUGGACGCCCGAACGCACAACCGCUCAUGCAUGGUCCGAUGAUGAUGAGCGCGACUUCACCGCCAUGCUGGAGAAGGAGCUGGACAAGAUCCAUGAUUUUCAAAGGUCCAAGACCUCCGAGCUCGCAAGACGCAUAAAGGAUGCUGAACGGGCUGUCAAGCGUCUGGUUGCUGGCGAGCAUGGCAACGGACAUCUUCAAGCUGGUUCUUCGUCCGAUCCCGAAGGCGGACAGCGAGAACCAAUUCUUGCACUGGAAGAAGAGGUUGCUACGCUCGUCGCCGAUGUGCACGACCUCGCGCUGUACACCAAGCUCAAUAUCACUGGUUUCAUGAAAAUUCUCAAGAAACAAACUAAUCGUCCGUUGAAACCCACAUUCAUUCAAGACUAUCUGGAGAAACGUCCGUUCUACAAGUACAACUGGGAUGGCCUAAUAGUCAAGCUCUCCAAGCUCUACGACCUCGUCCGGACUCGCGGGCACCCUGUACAAGGAGACUCGAGCGCGGGCGGUAAUCAGAGUGCAUUCGUGCGCCAGACCACCAAAUACUGGGUACAUCCUGACAACCUAGUCCACCUCAAGCUGGCCAUCCUACGACAUCUCCCCGUGCUAGUGUUCAACCCUGAUAAGGAGUUCGAGCAGAAAGACGCAGCUAUCACUUCUGUGUACUUUGAUAACGAAGACCUCGAGCUCUAUCUCGGCCGUCUCGAAAAGACGGAAGGCGCGGAGGCUAUUCGAUUGCGAUGGUACGGCAACACGGAUGUCAGAACGAUCUUCGUCGAGCGGAAGACUCACCGGGAGGAUUGGACGGGCGAGAAGUCGGUGAAAGCGCGGUUUCCGAUCAAGGAGAACCUAGUGAAUGCGUUCCUGCGAGGGGAGUACACGAUGGACGCGGAGUUCCAGGAGCUCGUCACAAAGGGGAAGAAGACGCAGCAGGAUGUGGACGGAAUGAUCCAGCUCGCGAACGAGGUACAAUACGCGAUCCUCACUAAGAAGCUCGAGCCCGGUGAGUCCUUCCUUCCCUCCCUCACAUCACCGGCCUGCCCGUGUGUCACGCGAGGACGAUUAACGAUGAUCCGCGAGGACAACUGGGACGGGCGGACACGCUCUGGCGACAACUGGCGCCGGGCGGACGUCGGGAUCGAUUACCCGUUCGACCAGCUGCCGCCAGAAGACAAGGAGCUGUUCAAGUAUGGCGUGUUGGAGGUGAAGCUGCAGACGCAGUAUGGCCAGGAGCCGCCGACGUGGGUCACGGAUCUGGUGUCGUCGCAUUUGGUGGAGGCGGUCCCGAAGUUCAGUAAAUUCAUUCAUGGGUGCGCGACGCUCCUGCCUCAUCGUGUGGACCUCGUUCCUUUCUGGCUCCCUCAAAUGGACACGGACAUCCUCAAGCCGGACACUGGUGCGCUCACCAUUGAGCGGCCCGUGCAGUCUUCCUCCUCAAAGGGCACGUCUGAGUUGUCUGCCGGUCGCAGAUCAUCUGGGGUCACUACGCCGGAGGAUAUGCGCCCAGUGUAUGCUGAACCAGUGUCUGAGGGCGAGGAAGACGAGGCGAUGGACCUUGCUCCAGCGCGGGACGAGGUCAAGCGCACAGGGCUCAGUAAGCAGGACGUCGCCGCGGCGAUCGCCUUCCGCGAAAGUGCGCUCAAGCAGGGCGACCCUGCGAAGCGCAAGAGCCUUCCUCCCGUCGCCGCGCGCGACCAUAUCGCCACGGCUCCUCAGCCGGACGAACACGACCAUGCUGAAGAGGCUGACGAUGAGGGGGACGUGGACGAGCGCACACCGUUCCUCCGCGGGCGCAGGGCGUCGAAGACCACACUUUCGGAGCGGCAGGGCCGUGCACUCUCGAUUGACCCGCUCGCGCCGUCGUCUGCGUUUGAUGAGACACUAAGAGACCGCCUGCGCGAAGAGCGGAGGCAGAAGAGGGCGGAUGAGGAGGUAGAGGUGGAGGACGAAGAUGAGGAAGAGGAAGAGGAAGAGGCCCAAGAAGAGGAGAGAACGGGUCGGAGCCAGAGCGAUGACAGGGUGUUGGAGAGGCACUGGGUCGCCCCGCCUGGCAAGCGCAUUGCGGUGCCGGUGAGGAUCGAGCCGAAGAAAUGGCUGCACUUCGCAAUAUACAUCGGCACGAUCGCGACGACCGCGGGGCUGUUCACGCUCGCCGCGCUCGUCGCGAUCGCGUACUCCGCGGUGAUCUUCGUGUACCGCGCGCUGAAGCUGCGCAAGCGGCACGCGGAUGGGCUCUACUACGAAAUCGUCCUGGGCACUGGUGAUGCUGCCUCAGUAAGGCAGCCAUCUUCGUGA